AUGGGAAAUCCUGCUGGUUUUAAGUUGAACACUGAGUUAGCAGGAGUUCUUGGUGUGAUUUCUCUGAAUGCAAUUCAGAUAUGGUCUACACUUUGGAUUUUUGUUGGUUCUCUCGUUGUUCACUUCACCAAAGUCCUUGCCAUAUGUGGGAUAGCUUUUGGGCUUACUUCAGCAGCAGCUAUAAUCAUCGACAUGAUUUCACUUGUGACAAUGCAUGUCUGGACAAUCCAUUUAUUUCUUUCACUUGUGUAUUCAACCCAGAUACAAGCAAUAGCCUCUCUAUGGAGACUUUUCAGGGGUAAGAAGUGGAAUCCUCUACGCCACAGAAUGGACAGCUACGAUUAUACUGUCGAGCAACAUGUUGUUGGGUCUCUCAUGUUUACCCCAAUUUUACUUCUGCUACCUACAAUAUCAGUUUUCUAUAUUUUUUUCACCAUGUUGCACACAUCUGUGAGAUUUUUCUGCAUACUUAUUGAGGCCACCAUAUCUAUCAUUCAUUCCACUCCAUAUGCGAAAAUCCUCCUUUGGUUGGGGAGAAGGAAGCGAUUUCCAUCCGGGAUAUGGUUUGAAGUCAUCUCCUGUAUUUCUGAGACAGGAUCUCGUAGUGGCCGUAACGGGAUCCUUGAGGAGAAAAAGGCUUCUGCAUUCAACAAUGGUGAACCCACAAUUUUGGUUUCAUUUCUACACAGCAAUUACUUGAACUUAGGAGAGGUAGUGUGGCCACACUACAGCUACUUACUCUCGGCCUUCUCGAGGUCGUCUAUUGGGUCGUGCGCUUACGGGCUUCUCACCGGAAGAAGAGCUGCUGCCUUAAGUCCUCUGCCUAGUUUCCCUCAGAAGUUGCAAUGGAUGGCAAUGCCAUGGAAAGAAUAUUGGAAACUUUCUUAUGAUUCAGUACUACUGGAAAACUUAAACUAUAAGUUACAAAUAAUGCGAAAAGUACAUACCCGUAGAUCGUUGAUAAAAAAAACUUCUUCAUUACAUACCCGUAGAUCGUUGAUAAAAAAAACUUCUUCAUUAUUUACGGUUACAGAAUUGUGUUGCUCAGGUCCUUUGGUAUGGGAAAAAAAUAAUACGACAUUUCAGUGCAAAGUAUUAUUAGUAUCGCAUUCUCGUAUGCCUCUUGUCGAAUCUCCUCCAGCUCUUAAAUUUGCAUUUUUCGAUGGGCUCCGGCUUCUUGAAGAUUCACAUUGCACUUUUUCACUGCCCAAAAUGCCUUGUGUUGAAUUUCCACAGAGCAUCAUCGAGUCUCGAGCUCCAAUCUUUUCUGUUCGGUUGAACUGUUUUCUCCAAGAUAGACUUGACUUCGCGGUUGGAGAUUUCAGCUUGUCCAUUCAUUUGAGGAUGAUAUGA
This is a messenger RNA of Andrographis paniculata, 1353 nucleotides long. RefSeq names its product phosphatidylinositol N-acetylglucosaminyltransferase subunit GPI1-like. The transcript is spliced from 6 exons. Gene Ontology annotation, cellular component: membrane. NCBI's taxonomy places the organism in Eukaryota, Viridiplantae, Streptophyta, Magnoliopsida, Lamiales, Acanthaceae. Gene Ontology annotation, biological process: GPI anchor biosynthetic process. The record is from RefSeq and is a predicted model, not a curated record. Bases 1 to 1353 code for a protein of 450 amino acids.